AUGGCAUCAAAUGAAAACUGCCCUACAGAUUCAGGGGCAGUUUUUAAACACAAUGGCUUCAAUACAAAUUCGAAGAAAGAACCAAUUAUUAGUGAUAAUUCUUUGCUCAACGCUGGGGAAGACGAUGAAAUGGAGAUUUAUGGAUACAAACGAAGUGGACCAAUGGCUGUUAUUAUAUGGAUUCUUAUAUUUUUGACUUUGGGAUUUAUACGUUUAUUAUUUCACUGGUGGCCUCAUUGGGUAUUGUACGCUAUGUACAAAAGAUGUCCACUUAAUAAAGCAGAACGUGUUCUUAUCGUGGAAAGUUAUGAAGGGAUGUAUAAAUCGUAUUUUGUAAGACCAGUAAAAAACGUGUCCAUCAAGAAAAUCAACAAAGAAGAACUGUUGUUAACCAAUAACAUUAGCAAAUUAGAUUCUAUUGCAAUUGAAGAAGACCACGUAAAAUCCAUUAGGAUACAUUUAAAUGAUGGAUCAUGUCAAGAUGUAAGUCAAAUUAGAGCAGUUGAUAUAAAAAAGAUCUGCUAUGUUUGGUGUGAUAUUCAAGGGAAAUUUCAAAAGCUUGUCGGUUUGGAUCGAGGUUUAACAACUGCACAACUACAUACAUAUAAAGGUUACUCUGUACAAGAACAAUUAAUCAGAAAAUGCAUUUAUGGAGAAAACAAAAUCAAUGUACCUAUUCAAAAUAUAAUGUCACUAAUAUGGCUAGAAGUUCUUAAUCCUUUAUACAUUUUCCAAGCUUUUUCUCUUGUAGUAUGGUUUUCAGAAGGUUAUGUGUAUUAUUUAGGAGCUAUAGUUAUCAUGUCUGUUUUUGGAAUAACAUCUUCAGUUAUACAAACUCGUGAGAACCAAAGGACUUUAUUAGAAACUGUAAAUACACUAGACAAAGUGACAGUAUGCCGUGAUAUGGGUGGACCCAAUUCUGAAGCUAUUUAUGAAGAUAUUUCCACAACAGAUUUGGUACCGGGUGACAUAAUUGUUGUACCUAGAAUAGGAUUUGAAGUACCAUGUGAUAUAGCUUUACUUUGUGGAACGUGUGUCGUUAAUGAAAGUAUGCUAACAGGUGAAAGUGUACCGGUGCUCAAGACCGCAUUACCUAAUAUAAAUCUCUUGUACAAUGAACGUGAAGAUGCAAAUCAUACUUUAUUUUCUGGAACAAAAGUUUUGCAAGCAAGAUAUUUUUCUGAUAGAAAAGUUCAUGGAGUAGUCUUAAGAACGGGUUAUUUGACAGCAAAAGGAUCAUUGGUAAGAUCAAUUCUAUAUCCUCCACCGGCUGACUUUAGGUUUGAUAAGGAUACGUAUCGAUUUAUUUGGAUUUUGGCUGCUGUUGCGACUUCUGGUUCAAUUUAUACUGCAGUGUCAAAGGCAUCCAGAGGGUUGACAGUAUUUGACAUCCUAGUUAAGUCUUUGGAUCUGUUUACAAUAGUUAUUCCACCAGCACUCCCAGCUGCAAUGACGGUUGGAAGACUAUAUGCAUUACGAAGACUUCAAAAUCAUCAUCUUUCUUGUAUGAAUUCGAGAGUUAUAAAUGUUUGUGGAUCAAUAGAUUGCAUAUGCUUUGAUAAAACAGGAACAUUAACAGAAGAUGGUUUGGACAUGUGGGGGGUAGUACCUGUCGAAAAUAAUCAUGAACUAGGUUCACCUAUUAGAGAUGUAACAACAUUGUCUAACGAUCAUUCAUUGAAAUUGGGUAUGGUGACUUGUCAUUCAUUGACACUACUAAAUUCAACCGUUUCAGGAGAUCCACUUGACAUAAAGAUGUUUGAGUCAACGGCUUGGUGUCUUGAAGAAUUAGAAGUUUCAGAUGCUUCGAAGUUCGAUGUAUUAGUACCCUCAAUUGUGCGAAAUCCAAACACUUCAAAUGAUGAAAAACAAAUAGAAAUCGGUCUUAUACAUCAAUUUCAUUUCUCGUCAUCACUUCAACGAAUGAGUAUGAUUACAAAAACAAUUGGUGACCCACGUUUUAUUGUUUACACAAAAGGGUCGCCAGAAAUGAUUCAGUCGUUAUGUAUUCCUAGUACUGUGCCUAGCAUGACCAAUACUGUAUUACGGGAAUAUACUGAAGAAGGAUAUAGAGUUAUUGCUCUUGCUCAUAAAGUUCUUCAAAAUUGUAACUUUGUACAAAUUCCAAAAUUAAGACGAGAAGAAGUUGAGUGUGAUCUAACUUUUGCUGGUUUAGUAAUUUUAGAAAAUCGUCUAAAAGACCAAACUACCCCUGUUAUUGAAGAACUUCAAGGGGCGAAUAUGAAAAUCAUUAUGGUUACAGGUGAUAACAUCUUAACGGCUGUUAGUGUAGCUAAAGAAUGUGGAAUAGUUUUGCCAUCAAAGACAGUAGUUGACGUAACAGCUGACGAAAGUCAAGGAUGUAGUCCAAAAAUAUACUAUACAGCUAGUGGUAUUACAUCACCAAUGAGAGCUACCAUGUUUGAAAACUAUCAUUCUAAUAAAAACGAUUUAGAACUAGAAGCUCGAGUCAACGGAGAUUACAGCUUUGCAAUGACUGGACGAACGUGGGCUAUCAUUAGAGAUAAAUUUCCUAUUCUUCUCCCUAGGAUACUAGUUAAGGGUGCUAUAUUUGCUAGAAUGACAUCCGAACAAAAGCAACAGUUAAUACAAGAACUACAAUAUAUUGGUUAUCAUGUCGCCAUGUGUGGCGAUGGUGCGAACGAUUGCGGAGCAUUACGAGCAGCACAUGUCGGAGUUUCAUUAUCAGAAGCAGAAUCGUCAGUAGCAUCGCCAUUUACAUCACACGUAGCAAAUAUUUCAUGUAUGCCUCGUAUCAUUCGAGAAGGGCGAGCAGCUCUUGUGACAUCAUUUGGAAUUUUUAAAUUUAUGGUUCUCUAUAGUUUAUUGGAGUUUACUUCGACGUUUAUUUUAUACAACAUAGAUAGUAACUUGACGGAUUUUGAGUACUUGUUUAUUGAUAUUGGUUUGGUGGUAAACUUUAUGUUCUUUUUCGGUAGAAAUGAAGCCUUUCAGGGAUCGUUAUUUAAAAAGCCUCCAUUAACAAGACUGUUAUCAUUUAUCCCUUUAUUUUCGAUGGUCGCAAACCUACUCGUAAUGGUAUCAACACAAGUUUUAUCUUUUUACUUGGUACAUAAUUUUUCUUGGUUUAAACCAUUCGACUAUACUCAUCCAAAAGAGUAUAGAUGUUAUGAAAAUUAUGCAGUUUAUUCAGUUUCUCAAUUUCAAUACAUAAUAUUGGCUCUAAUAUUUUCAUACGGAAAACCAUAUCGAGGACCAAUUUACAAAAACACAGUCUUUUUCUCUAGUUUACUAACUAUGGCGGCUGUUUGUUCAUAUGUAACUUUGUUCCCAGCUGAUUGGAUUAAAGAAUUAUUACAAUUGCAAUUUCCUCCGUUCAUGGAAUUCCCAAUAAUUGUGGUUACAUUAGCUGUAGUUGAUUGUAUUUUAUGUCUGGGCAUAGAGUAUUUCAUUGUUGAUUAUUUGCUAACAAAAAAAUUAAAAUUGGGAUCAUAUGAAUCUAAUAAUGAACACAUAUAUCAUUCAGUAAAAGCCGAACUAGAUUCUUCUCCUGGGUGGCCACCUAUUUGCAAACAUCAACCAAUGAUUACUUCGUCGUCUUUAGAAUGUAUGCGUAAGACUGAAAUUGACACAGAACAGUUUGAACGUCAAGAACGAGUUAAAACAAUGAGCACUAAUUUAUAA
Molecule: messenger RNA, 3666 nt
Organism: Macrosiphum euphorbiae (potato aphid)
Lineage: Eukaryota; Metazoa; Arthropoda; Insecta; Hemiptera; Aphididae
Source: the annotation of a GenBank genome assembly